AUGAGCAAUGCGCUCUGGGUCGCAUGGCGGAUACCAUGCUCGGGACUCCGAAGUCCCAGUGUGUUACCUCCAGUCUCCUUCCGUCCGAUUUGUCGGAACCUCCGCAUGACGCCAUGGAGUUUGUCCAGCAGCCCGAUCAACCGCCCUUUCAGUUCCUUACACCCCACGUCUCUACAUGGACAUCGGCCUAGUGCCUCCACGAUCAUCUCUCAAAAUGAUGGCCCUGCACCCACCCAACGAAGGUUGAAACGGACCACUGCAGCCGCAGCAGCUGCAGCAAAGACAUUCGAGAGCUUGCCAGGCGAGAAACCACGUCCCGAUGCACAGAUCAAGUCGAUUUUCGCCUCCAGCAAGAUUUCCGCAAGACUAGGGAACCGCACAUUGGCAGUUCUUCAAGCUCGCCGGGUAGAAGGUACCCUCGACCUCGACCUACCAUCCGACAUUACUCGUGCCGUGCCCCAAUUACAACUCGAUACCGCGUUGGAGUGGCUGCGCCAGAACUAUCCCAUCGACGAGGAUGCCGCAAUCCUAGCCCGGAUUGAACGAGAGGAAUACGAGGCGGAACAAAAGCUUGUCCGACGUGCGGAACAGCUGGGUUUGUACAAGCCCCAGAGUGGGUCCUACGAGGCAGAGCUUGGUGAAGACAAAUCCGUCUAUGGAAAGAGUGUUCUCAAAGAGGCGCGGGAGAAGAAUGAGAAGCGAUUAUUGGCCGAGAAGGAGCGCAAACGUCAACAGUGGCUUGAGGGUGAAAAUGAGGAACUUGAGCGUUUGCAACGUCAGGUUGAAGGGAACACGGCGCUGCAGAGAUAUCAAGAGUCUGCGUUGACAGAAGCUCGUCCUCGCGCGGAUCCUAAUGAACGUCCCUACCUUGCGUGGGUUCAGAAACACCACAUCGCGGGAACUCUAAAUCAAGAGGAGGCUGUCAAUCUGACCACCUCUCAACGCCUUCUUGCACCGCUGAUCUUCACCAUUAUUACCCUAGGCCUUUGCUAUGUCUUUGCCCAAAACUACGAGGCCCCUGCUCGACAAGAUCGCAUGUGGCCGGAUAUUCCUCCCGCAGCAGCAACAGUGGGAGCUAUCAUUGGUGCCAACCUCGCCGUCACCUUCUUGUGGAAAUAUGUUCCUCCAUCAUGGAGAUUGCUCAACCGCUUCUUCGUCAUUGUUCCGUUCUAUCCAAGUGCUCUGGGUGUUCUCGGUAGCACAUUCAGCCAUCAGACGUGGAGACAUCUUGCCACGAACAUGAUGGUUCUGGGUCUCAUGGGAACCCGAGUCCACGACGAACUUGGCCGUGGAAACUUCCUGGCUAUUUAUCUAGCCUCUGGAGCCGUUGGCUCCAUGGUAUCUUUGUCACGUAGCGUCCUUCUUGGGUACCUUGGUAUGACAUCACUUGGUGCUAGUGCCGCUACCAGCGGUAUCGUCGCAGCAUGGUGCAUGUAUCACUUCGAUGACAAAAUCACCAUGUGGAUCCUGCCCCGUGAUCUCCGCGAGACGCUCUGGACUCAGGGCUGGAUCUUCCUAGCCUGUCUGGUUGCCACCGAACUCUUCAGUAUGGUAACACCAGCACGCUUCCUGCGGGUCUGGCCCCUCUCACGACUCACCAAGAUGGACCACGCCGCUCACUUGGGCGGUUACUUCACCGGAGCUGGAUGCGGCUAUGCACUGAUCCAGCAGCGGAGGGCGCGGGAGCGAGAGCAACGAGCCCGUGAUUCACAAUGGCUUGAUAAGUUUGUGCGGUAA
Messenger RNA from Penicillium subrubescens, 1737 nucleotides. Its product is annotated as rhomboid protease PCP1. Gene Ontology annotation, cellular component: membrane. Bases 1 to 1737 code for a protein of 578 amino acids. The transcript is spliced from 5 exons. NCBI's taxonomy places the organism in Eukaryota, Fungi, Ascomycota, Eurotiomycetes, Eurotiales, Aspergillaceae. Gene Ontology annotation, molecular function: serine-type endopeptidase activity. The record is from RefSeq and is a predicted model, not a curated record.